This is a messenger RNA of Panthera uncia (snow leopard), 5656 nucleotides long. RefSeq names its product PC-esterase domain containing 1B (gene PCED1B). NCBI's taxonomy places the organism in Eukaryota, Metazoa, Chordata, Mammalia, Carnivora, Felidae. Bases 875 to 2173 code for a protein of 432 amino acids. The transcript is spliced from 2 exons. The record is from RefSeq and is a predicted model, not a curated record.
AUUCCGAGCCCCCCUCUGAGCCACUGGGCUUUGCCGCAAUUCAGGAGGCAUCUGCAUACAAAUGGUGAUUGAUAAGGAGACUUGGAUAAUUUGUUUCCAUCCGAAGUGGGACUUUUUCUGGUGGGGGGAAGGGUGCUGUGAAUAGUUGCGCUGGAAAAACAGGGGGCAAACCUGAACAGUUUGGGGCAAACAGAAAUGAGAGAGUGGAGGGAUUUAUUUACCCAGGGAAAGAGUGUUGAAGAAAAGAAGAAAGGAGCCCAUUAGUAGGUCUUGAGAAAGACCAACAGUAGAGGAGUUGCCCGAGAAAGAGAAACUCACACCGGAUCCUGGGGGAGGUGAGCCGGGAUACUGGAGUGUCAGCCUGGGGCAUUUUCCUCAGGGAGUCACCUGGGACGCCCCCAAGACCCCAGGAGCUGGGAAUGCUUUGGGUGAUAAGGCCCACGAGGUGGCCUUUAACAGGAGCGGCCGGGAAAUCACUGGUGAUUUACUGACCAACAUUUCUUGGGUUUGGUGGAGUUGGAAGCCAAAUGAAAGUAACAGGAGUGAGUGGGAGGUGAGGCCCCAGCCACAGCCCGUGCAAAUAACCCGUUUCCAAAGUGGCCUUGGAGGGGAAGCAAAAGAUAGGACUGUCCUGGAGGUGGAGUCAAAGAAGUUUCCUUUCUUUUUGAAAGCAAGAAACCAGAAUGCGUUUAGUGCUUAAGGGAAGGAACCAGCCACAGGAGAGGGAAGAAAAAGUAGAAUGCGUAAUUACCCCCUCUCCAGGGGACAGCGUGGAGCAAAGUUCCUGAGCCGCCAGAGCUGAGGAAUUACCUUUACACCUGAGCAGCAACCUGAAGGCCUCCCGCGUGGAGAGGAAAGACCUAGGCGGCGCACCAUGGCCCUCACGGCCCACCUGAUGGCCGCCGACGUGCAGCAGCUGCUCCACAACAAGUUCGUGGUCAUCCUGGGAGACUCUGUCCAAAGGGCCGUGUACAAGGACCUGGUGCUCCUGCUGCAGAAGGACCUCCUGCUCACUCCCACCCAGCUCAAGGCCAAGGGGGAGGAGAGCUUUGAACGGGACAAGCUGGUGGACGGAGGCCAGCGGGGCCCCAUGCACAACGGCACCCAGUACCGGGAGGUCCGCCAGUUCUGCUCCGACCACCACCUGGUGCGCUUCUACUUCCUGACGCGCGUGUACUCCAGCUACCUCGAGGCCAUCCUGCAAGAGCUGCAGUCCAGCCAGCACGGGCCCCCGGACGUGAUCAUCAUGAACUCCUGCCUCUGGGACCUCUCCAGGUACGGUCCGGACUCCUGGAAGAGCUACCUGCAGAACCUGGAGAGCCUGUUCGAGCGCCUGGGCCAGGUUCUGCCCGAGUCGUGCCUCCUGGUGUGGAACACAGCCAUGCCCGUGGGCAAGAAGAUCACCGCGGGCUUCCUCCCGACGGAGCACCAGCCUGAGGAUUCCUCCCUGAGAGACAGAGUCAUCGCGGCCAACUUCCACAGCUCUGUGGAAGCGAAGAAACACGGCUUCGAUGUGCUGGACUUGCACUUCCACUUCCGCCACGCGGGGCGCCACCUGCAGCGGGACGGAGUGCACUGGGAUGAGCUCGCGCACCGCCACCUCUCCCAGCUGCUGCUGGCCCACGUGGCCGACGCCUGGGGCGUGGAUCUGCCCCGGCCGUACCCGGUGGGCCCCGGGAUCCGGGAUGGCCCCGCGAGGACCGGACCCGGCCGGGGAGUUGAGCGGCAGCCCCGGGCCAGCCCAGAUCAACCGUCCAUGCCUCCUGCCGGGUACCGCCCCCUGCUCCCACUUCCCCAUCUACCCCCGCCCCCGCCUCCCCUCCUGCCCUUGCCCCCACAUCCUCGCCCUUUUCCCUUUCACCCUGUGAUGACCAGAUUCCUGUUCUGUCCCCGAGAUCACUUCUUUGCCUCAGACCAUCCUUUCCAGUCCGAUCAGUUCUCCUCAAACCAUUUCCAUUCAGAUGUCCCCUCACCUACCCAGACAGGAUUUUCCUUUGAAGAUGAUCCCCAGCCACCCAGGCCCCCUUGCCCCACACCCUACCUGCAGCGAGCCCCUGUGGUUCAUAGGGGGUUUCCCCGGAAUGUACGUCAUGGCCCCUAUGUGCCCUGGGGUUGGCAGCCCAGAUCUUCCAAGAGAGGGGCCCCAUCCCACCCACAGCCAAGGCCUCAAUAAACUGACUUGGGGGCCUUACUCCUCAUGGUGGACAUGGACUGGGCAGAUCAUCUGACUCUCCUGAAACAGCCUGACCUUGUUAACAGAAGCCUUUGGUCCCUGCUUGGACUUCUUUUUGGUCAUUGCUGUUACUAAUAAUGGCCUAGAAGAGCCCUUCAACCAUUUUUGUUGGCUGUGGCCUUUUCCUCCAAUCGCUGGCGGUGACCAAGCGUUAUUCCUGCCUCUCCACUCCCUGUCCUCUUUGUCUUUUUGUAAACCUAAAAUUGAAAUAAAGAAGUAGUUUCACAAAAGUAGUUGUAGAUUUUGCGUGUGUCUGUAUGUAAUGGUGCCUCCCCUUUCCAUUAAAUAAUUAGCUUAAAAAGCAAGGACGGUAUCUGUUGACUUGAGUGUUUAUGGCAUCUACUUGACAAACUAUUCAAAGUGGUAUUUGUCUAAAAUCAUUCUGAGGCUUUCCAUAAAAUAGACCUGAUUCCUUACGAAUAAGCAGAAGAACUUUAAUUUUUUGUGGUCUUUUCCAGAGAUUCUCAAAGACUCAUUGAAUUUUAAAACUGGGAAGACUGGGGGCGCCUGGGUGGCUCAGUCGGUUAAGCGGCCGACCGGCUCAGGUCAUGAUCUCACAGUCCAUGAGUUCGAGCCCUGUGUCGGGCUCUGUGCUGACAGCUCAGAGCCUGGAGCCUGUUUCAGAUUCUGUCUCCCUCUCUCUGAUCCUCCCCCGUUCAUGCUCUGUCUCUCUCUGUCUCAAAAAUAAAUAAACGUUAAAAAAAAUUCUUUUUAAAUAAAAAAUAAAACUGGGAAGACUGAAUAUAUAAUAUUUAACGCAAACAAGGUAACUGCAGCUAAGCAUGGUGAGUAAGUUGUUCUAGGUCACGCAAGAGCCCUCAUCCACCAGUCUUUCCUACUUUAUGGUAUAACUUUCAAACCACAGGACUAAUUUAUACCAACUAAUACCAAACCAAGAAGGACAGGUUACCAAACAUGGUCCUUCUAUGAAAAUGAUGGUGAAAACCCCUCAUAGCUCCAUAACUCCAGAAGUUUAUUGGUCAGGUGUGCAAUGAAUUACAUACGUACACUAGAGUGGAUGGCAUGCUUGUGACUUUAUGAUUUUUUGGACAGUCUUGAGUUCGUGACUUGAGAAAAUUAGAAAAAAGUAAGUUGCAUUCAAUGGCAAUGUCUAUCGCCAUCAUAGAAUAAAACUACCAGUGGGAAGGGAACACGCAGGACACGACUUGGACAGAUGGCCAUGGCCAGCUCUUCUCUGUUUUGUGGGAAUGUUAACAUCACCAAGACUUUAUGUUCUAGGCCCUUUAUCACCCUAGACUAGUGAAGUGUUAGCACUUAGAUAAAAUAGCCCAAACAGGUCAUGACUAACAUUGAAUGAUAGAUUAUUUCAUUGGGUUGAUUUGACUGGUUUAUGAGCCCUCCCCUGGACCAUUCCUGAACUUGACAAGUUCAAAUGUCAGAAAAUGUUAUCCCACAAAAAAUGAAAUUUGUGAAAUCACACACACACACACACACACACACACACACACAAAAAUAGAUGAGAUCAGCUCUCUAUAGAAGAAAUACACAGCAGCUUUUAAUCUACUAAAAAACCAUGAAAUUUGUGGGGAAUAAGACCUUCGUCUUACUUACUUUGUGUCUUAAAUCCCAGCGCACAUGUAUAGCACUUAGUAAGUACUGAAUACUGUUUCUUAAAUAAAUUAGUGAAUGAAUACGGGGUGUAUAAGUCUUCCUGGUGAAACUCACCCAAGUCUCUGACAUCUAAUCACCAUAGCACAUCUGAAGGAAUAUUGCCGAAACAAACACGAUGAUGACAUUCCAGGACUCUAGAAAGGUGGAGUCUGCAUGUCAGAAUUUGCCGAACAUACCAGCAAACUCAGGACAGAGAGUACCUGUCCAACCAAUGUAAAUGUGCUAAUCCCAAGGAGGAGAUUAAUGCACCGGGCUGUAAGAUUUGGUGAAAUUAGCCAUCGAUACGAGUCAGUUGCCUUCUUCUGGCUUCACAUUCCCCAAGCAAGACAAAGCAGUGCUUAGUGAUUUGAGUAAGCUCACUCAUUUAGUAUUUAUGUUUCCAUGGAUAAACAAAUCAGUGGUGUGGUUUAUAUCUCUUAGGAGUCAGGCCAGUGUGUACUAUUCCUCUUUAAUCUGAUCAUACCUGACGAGGCAAGGGGAAUGAGUUCUCACAUAUACAUAUAUGUGAGAGGACCAGACAUACACAGUGCCGAGGACCAGAGACCAGACACUGAAUCAGUGAUGAAUCCACUAUAAUACGACAUGGAUUAAACUGCACCAAGCACUUAACGGUCCUGUUUCUCUCAGAGGAAUAGGAGUGCAGGUAGACUCAAGCAGGGACAAUCUUUUCCUGCCCGGGUGUAUUAAUUUCCUGGGGCUGCUGUAAUGAAAACCACAAACUUGGCGACCUAAAACAACACAUAUUUAUGCUUUUAACAGUUCAGGAGCUCAAAAGUCCAAGCAGAAUUUACCCAGGGUCCCGUGCCAUCCCACAGGAUCAGGCCUCUGCCUACCCCUGCGAUGUCAUUUCUUUGCUGUUCACACUGAGCUUCCUUCUGUUCAUGUUCGACAUGCCAAGCUCUAUCAGAAGUUGAGUCUUUGCCCUUGCUAUUUCCUCUGCCUGGAAUAUUCCAUAUCCCCUGCCCCUGGUUUCUUUGGAUAUCUAACUCUUCAUCCUUCCAUCCACAUUUUCCAAGUAACCUCCAAAGGCCUUUUAGAAUCAUGCCAUCUAAAAGUACCGUUAGGAUCUACCCCGGCACUCAUUCUUUCCUUGAAUUGCUUACCGCCCCCCCCCCCACCCCCCGCCAGCAGUGGCUUUGGUAGCUGGCUGUGUGUUGGCCGCUCCCAUUAGAAAGUAAGCUCUGUUGAGUCUCGUUCACUAUUGAAUCACCAAUGUCUAGUACCACAGUGCCUGGCAAGGAAGGUGUUCAAGUAUGUUUACUUUAGAUAAAUGUUCAAGAACAUUGUUAGUUCACAUUGUGUACUCAUGAGAAUGCAACUUAUAUUAAAAUUGAGCUGUAUAUGACCACUUCUCUUUAGAAAAUGUCUGUAGAAUUCUCCCUUUAUCUAAGUCAUUCUGGGUGGCUGGCACCCUUGAACUUCUUCACCCCCAUGGGAUUAGCCUGACAGCACCUUCAGUGCGAAUUUCAUACAUAACGCCGAGCUUUCUUCUUUGCCUAUUUUUACUUGCUACCUUGCUCCUUAAGUCAAGAAACCUAGCAAUGCAAUCAAGCCAUUGUCUGGGAAGAAGAGCCUAAAUUAUUCAACGGUUAUGAGAAAAAUUAUUGUUUCAUUGUUAAGACUUAACAAUGCAGGAUCCAUUCGGCCUAGUCUCCAGCCUCAAGAAAUGACAGCGCUCGAAGCUUUUUAUACUUGACUCUUGUCUUCUGGAAAAAGGAAAAAAAAAAAAAAAAAAGAGUAAAAUCAAUGAUUAAAUUAACAUUAUCCAAGCAGCCUAUGGUUCUCACCUUA